GAGAUACUUGUGAUAAAUUCGAGCUGCAGAACGUCGAUCACCAGCACUUAACGUAGAUCCUGGAACAACAUGAAAGUCUUUGUAUAUCUCGCAGUUUUGGUUGGGUUAGUUUAUGGACAAUGCGAUCCAGCUGGAAACUGUAGUCCGCCAGACUGUCGAUGUUUCAAAGACAACACUACUCCCGGGGGAUUACAGCCAGAUGAAAUCCCUCAAAUGGUGGUUAUUACAAUGGAUUAUGCUCUGAAUUCUGAAUACGCCGAGUUGUACGACCAAUUGUUCACCACCACCAAUCCAAAUGACUGUCCAACUUUGGGUACCUUCUAUCUCCAGGAUCUGAAUACAGACUAUGAUGUUGUAAAGGCUUAUUAUGACAGGGGAUUUGAAAUAGGUGUCAGUUCUGUCGAUGGAACAAUUCCUAAAGACGAAGUAGGAUGGGUUGACCUAAUCAAAACUGUAAAAACUAAAAUAACUGGUGCUGGCAUCAAUGGUGAUGAUGUACGGGGAUACAGACCACCACAGUUAAACUUUGGAGGAACUGAAGAAUUUAUUGGUAUCGGCGACAAUGGCUUGGUCUACGAUGCUGGUUGUGUGACUUCAGAGUACGAUACAGCAAGCAACUUCAAGUGGCCAUUUACAUACGACUUCCCAGAGGGAGCAACAUGUAAUGGCCAGAGUAUGCCAGUAGAUAAAGAAUUCAAGGGUAAAUGGGAGCUCAUCAUCCCAGAUUUCACUUUCACGAAUGACACAAAAUGUGAAGUUCCACAAGGGUGCACUAAUGUUGAAACGAAGACAGAUGCUUUCAAUAUAUUAUAUGAUAACUUUAUUGCUCACUACGAGGGUAGCCGAACACCAUAUAUCGUUAUUAUUGAUGCUGCUUGGAUGAAGACCGACUUCAAGAGAGAAGGAACUGUAGAAUUCAUGGAUUACGUCAGAGCAGGUUUCCCUGACACUUGGGUAGUUACAGCCUGGCAGUCACUCCAAUGGGUACAAAAUCCAACCCCAACUGCCAACAUUUCAUCAUUCGCACCAUGGUCAUGUUGACAGACAAAAUCCGGACAAUAAAAUAUUAAUUGAUAAAUUAUUACCAUGCUACGAUUAAAAAAAGAAUUAAAGAAAAAUUCUGUUCAGUUUGACCAGAUUUGUUGACUUUACAUUUACAUGUACCUUGUCAGAGAUUAGCAUCAUAAUGCUAUAAUAAAUGUUUUUAAGAAUAAUGUUAA
This is a messenger RNA of Mytilus trossulus (common blue mussel), 1220 nucleotides long. Its product is annotated as chitin deacetylase 1-like. Gene Ontology annotation, biological process: carbohydrate metabolic process. The transcript is spliced from 6 exons. The record is from RefSeq and is a predicted model, not a curated record. The coding region runs from base 70 to 1041 and encodes 323 amino acids. NCBI's taxonomy places the organism in Eukaryota, Metazoa, Mollusca, Bivalvia, Mytilida, Mytilidae.